GUCAGAGAUGUCGGUGCUGGGAGGGUUACUGAGAGCCGGAGGGUCCUUGUGUCAGUCCGCGGGGACUCUGCUCCUCACAGCCAGGACUGUUUCUACUGGUACAUGCUGCCAGAUCAGGAUGCAUGCCAUCCCUGAGCUUAAGAAGGUGGACAGGUGGACUGAGAAGAGGAGCAUGUUUGGAGUUUAUGAUAACAUAGGCAUCUUAGGGGACUUUAAAUCUCAUCCCAAAGACCUCAUUGUGGGUCCCUCCUGGCUGAAGGCUUUCAAAGGCAAUGAACUGCAGCGUCUAAUUAGAAAGAAGAAGAUGGUGGGAGACAGAAUGAUGACUAUGGAAAGACACAGCUUGGAGAAGAGGAUCCGCUUCCUCUACAGACGCUUCAACCGCGUUGGCAAACACCGCUAACACUGAACAACACCAUAAUGGCAAAUAUUUGGACCUGCCAACAAGGACUGCUGGAGUCUGUCUGUGUGAUUUCAUGCUGUCAAAGUGCUGUAUAUUGCCAUUUUUUCUGAGUUAUCAUCUUCAUAUGAAGAGACGAUGUGUGUGUUUCAGAGUAGCAUACUUCCUCUACUUCUGUUUAUUGUUUGUUUUCGGUUCGUUAACAUGAAUCAUAUAAAAGUGUGAAAAUACCUUAUAAAAACUGACUGGAAAAGAA
This is a messenger RNA of Dicentrarchus labrax (European seabass), 656 nucleotides long. It is a transcript of the gene mrpl51, whose product is annotated as mitochondrial ribosomal protein L51. Bases 8 to 403 code for a protein of 131 amino acids. The record is from RefSeq and is a predicted model, not a curated record. NCBI's taxonomy places the organism in Eukaryota, Metazoa, Chordata, Actinopteri, Moronidae. Gene Ontology annotation, cellular component: mitochondrial large ribosomal subunit. The transcript has 3 exons. Gene Ontology annotation, molecular function: structural constituent of ribosome. Gene Ontology annotation, biological process: translation.